Alternaria viburni is the source of this 564-nucleotide messenger RNA. RefSeq lists its product as uncharacterized. Gene Ontology annotation, molecular function: FAD binding. The coding region runs from base 1 to 564 and encodes 187 amino acids. Lineage: Eukaryota; Fungi; Ascomycota; Dothideomycetes; Pleosporales; Pleosporaceae. The transcript has 2 exons. The record is from RefSeq and is a predicted model, not a curated record.
AUGAAUAUCUUGAUCGUCGGCUCAGGCAUCGCUGGCCCAGCCCUAGCCUACUGGCUCUCCUUCAACCCCAAGCACAGCAUCACUAUCUUAGAAAAGGCACCCUCCCUCCAGCCCCACGGCCAAAAUGUCGACAUCCAAGGCAGCGCCGUAACCUGCAUCAAAAAGAUGGGCCUAAUGCCACGAGUGCAGCAAUUCAACACCAAAGAGCUCGGCACGCGGUUCAUCGACUCGCAAGGAACCCCCUUCGCACCCUUCCCCAUCAAAGAAGGCGGCUCAGCAAGUCCAACCUCGGAAUACGAGAUCCUACGCGGCGACCUUGCAAAACUACUACACCAAGCGACAAGUUCUCAAUCCAACGUAACAUACCUGUUCAACACCACAAUAAUCCAAAUCCUCCAAAACAACUCCGCAUGCGUCAAAGUCCUCCUCAGCGAUGGCACAACACGCACCUACGGCCUACUCAUCGCAGCAGACGGCCAAUGGUCCAAAACACGCAGUCUCGUCUUCCCAGUUCAAGACGUAUCCAUCGAACACAAAGAAAAUCGCUUGGCGGGAAGCGAGUAG